Molecule: messenger RNA, 852 nt
Organism: Saitoella complicata NRRL Y-17804
Lineage: Eukaryota; Fungi; Ascomycota; Saitoellomycetes; Saitoellales; Saitoellaceae
Exons: 2
Coding region: 1-852 (283 amino acids)
Source: RefSeq, a predicted model, not a curated record
AUGGAAUGGGUGCUUGAGCACAUUCUGCUUGAUGAGCAGACAGCGUACACCCCAGAUCUCAUUCCCCUUCUCCUUCAGCAGAUCGCAGCGGCUGAUCCGAAUGCCCAACCUCCCUUACAUGCGGUUCCACGAUUGAUUGAGGCCUUUCUGAGGGUUGAUGUUGCACAUCAGACAUCGUCUCUCAUUGGGGACAUGCUUGCGCAAUUGGAGAGAUUCGAAACGCAUCGUGACAUGUUAUCUGUCUUGAGCGCGGCAAGUGAGGAAACCGGAAAGCGGCAGAAAGGGAUCUUGCACAGUUAUCUGUACAUUGACAAGGCCCUCAGACGCCGCGCUGUAUUCUCCUUACUGGAGCGACGACCGGAUGGCUGGCAGAUCGAGUGCAUGGCACUUCUGAAUACACUGUAUCCCCUGACGUCUCUGUCACCACCACAGACAAGAAACGCACGCGUCUUGAUGUUGGCACGAUUGAAGGAACGCAGUCUGAUGAGUGCCCUCAUUAGCGACUGUCAGAACCACUACGCCAAAGGCGAAUCAGGAGAACCACCUCACCUGAUCUCGGAGCGUAAGCCAUACACAUGGGCUGCUAUCAGUGAUGUGGUGUCGCUGUAUCUUGAAGGUACUGUGGAAAUAUUUAAGCAGCUUGAUCCGGACUGGAAGAUCAGCAACAUUGAGCACAUGGCGGCGGAAAUGGAACAGAGGAUAGCCGGUGGUGAAUCAGUGCCACUGUUGCAGGAAGAAAACUGGACGUAUAUGGGACUACCGGUCACUCAGGAAGAGGUUGAUCUCGAUGAUAUGGUGACGGACGAUGAUGGUAUUGGGGAGCCUAGCAGUGAGGUGCUUCACGAAGGCUAA